AUGAGGGCCGCUGCUGUGUCGCCAGCCGCGCCCGCUGCGGACAGCGACAUCUCCAAGCUUCCCCACUGGCAACAGGCCCUGCUCGAAGCUGGCAAGGAGGACGGCCGCAAGCUGAUGGUGGUGCAGACAGCUCCCGCCGUGCGUGUCGCCAUCUCAGAGACACUGGGCCUGGCCCCCGGCGCCGUCACCGCCAACCAGAUGGUCACGGCCCUCAAGAUGCUGGGCUUUGAUUAUGUCUUUGACACGCUGUUUGCUGCCGACCUGACCAUCAUGGAGGAGGGCACUGAGCUGCUGCACCGCCUGGAGGCCAAGGCGGCCGAGCGCACCGCCAUGCCCGCCACGGCCCCCGAGGGGGGCCACGCCGCCAGCUCCGUCCUGCCCAUGUUCACGUCCUGCUGCCCAGGCUGGGUGGCCAUGGUGGAGAAGUCCAACCCCGAGCUCAUUCCCUUCCUGUCAACAUGCAAGAGCCCCCAGAUGAUGAUGGGCGCUGUCGUCAAGGGCUACUUCAGCACGGUGGCCGGCGUCCAGCCCGAGGACAUCUGCAGCGUCAGCGUGAUGCCCUGCGUGCGCAAGCAGGGUGAGGCCGACCGCGAGUGGUUUGUGACAGACGUGGUGGCAAAGGAGGCGUGCGGCAGCACCGUGCGUGAUGUCGAUCAUGUGAUGACGACUGCGGAACUGGGGAAGAUAUUGGUGGAGCGCGGCAUCGACCUUGCGAACCUGCCUGAGACGCCCUACGACAACCCCAUUGGGGACGGGUCCGGCGGCGGCCUGCUGUUUGGAACCACUGGCGGCGUGAUGGAGGCAGCCCUGCGCACCGUGUAUGAGCUUGUGAGCGGCGAUCGCCUGGAGCGCCUUAACUUUGAUGCGGCGCGCGGUCUCGACGGCAUCAAGGAGACCACCGUCACCAUGCACCCGCCAGAGGGGUCUCCCUUCAAGGUGCUGGAGUCUGAGCCAGGCGCGGGCGUGACACUGCGCAUCGCCGUCGCCAACGGCCUGGGCAACGCCAAGAAGGUGAUCAAGGGCGUGGCUGACGGCAGCCUGGCCUACGACUUCAUCGAGGUCAUGGCCUGCCCCGGCGGCUGCAUCGGCGGCGGCGGCCAGCCCCGCAGCACCGACAAGACCAUCCUGCAGAAGCGCCAGGCGGCCAUGUAUACCCUGGACGAGAGGGCCACACUGCGUCGCUGCCAUGACAACCCCCAGAUCACGGCGCUGUACGAGAAGUGGCUCGGCAAGCCCAACAGCCACCUUGCGCACGAGCGGCUACACACUCACUACGUUGCAGGCGGGGUUGAGGGCGAGAAGUGA
Monoraphidium neglectum is the source of this 1305-nucleotide messenger RNA. Its product is annotated as iron hydrogenase. The coding region runs from base 1 to 1305 and encodes 434 amino acids. Gene Ontology annotation, molecular function: 4 iron, 4 sulfur cluster binding. The record is from RefSeq and is a predicted model, not a curated record. Lineage: Eukaryota; Viridiplantae; Chlorophyta; Chlorophyceae; Sphaeropleales; Selenastraceae. The transcript is spliced from 7 exons.